AUGGAGCUUCUAGAGCAGGGGAGCAACCUCCUGAAACCUGUUCCCUUUAGGAAUGUGUUUGGCGAUUGUGUGGAAGAUGGAUGGGAGUGGCUGGAUGGACGAGUCCUCACGCCCAAGACCUUCCUGGACUCCCAGGAGCUCGGCGAUGGGAGCGUUCCUCGCCAAGGGAGCUACUGCGCAGACGCGGAAGUUCAUGCUUCCUGUUCAGUUUCAGAGCCGUCCAGAGACACCUCUGCCUCGUGGGACCCCAGGGGCCUGGGUACGGGCCAGAGCGGGGAGCAGGAAGGAGCCAGAAUGGGCCCCGAGUUCCUCACCAGCAGGCCCCCCCAGGCACAGAUUGAUUUGUUUCAGGAAUCAGUGACCUUCAAGGAUGUGGCUGUGGACUUCACCUGGGAGGAGUGGGGCUACCUGGACACUUCCCAGAAGGAGCUUUACUGGGAGGUGAUGCUGGAGAACUACAGGAACCUGGUCAGCCUGGGCCUUGCAGAUUCCAACGUGAACAUAAUCUCUCAGCUGGAGUCAGGGGAAGCACAUGGGAUUCCAGUGGAUAGAGUCCUAAGAAGCUGCUGGCCAGAUGGGGACACCAGGCCUCAGACCAAGGAGUCAAUGCCAAAGUUAAGUAUGUCUAUAGAAGUCUUAUCCCAGCAAAAGUCCUUGUGUAAUGACCCAUGCAUCUCCAAAAUGGGGAAAACUUGGGAGUGUUGUGUCAACAGCAAUGAGGAGAAACUCUCUAGACAAGGAAAAGUAAUCCAAGCAGAAACUGCUGAUGAAGUCAGAGGCUGUGAAUACAGUAGAUGCAGCCAAACCGUGAGCCCAGAGCUAGUCCUUUUUCCAAAAUGUGGAAUGUCUGUAGUAAUGGAUCUCCAUGAGAGUGAUACCCAGAGAAGGAGCUUGGAGUCAGACCAAAGACGAAGUAAUCAAAUCCAUUCACAGAAGAAAUAUUCUGAGGUUAACAAAUGUCAGAAAGCUUUUGGUUAUGAUUUGGACCAAAUUCAGAAACAUGGAAUUCAUGCUGAAGAGCAGCUUCAAGAAAGUGGGAAUUCUUUCUUCCCAAAUAAUGAAGUUACUCUAUGCCAGAGAACUCAUGCAGGAAAAAUGUCUUCUGAAUUGAUUAAAUGUGGGAAGACAUCCUGUCAAACGGCAGAUCGUACUCUACACACUAGUAUGGAAAGUCAAAACGAAUCUCACAAGUGCAGUGACUGUGGAAAAGUCUUCCAGCACAAGAAAAGUCUUACAAAACACUGCAGAUUUCAUACUGGAGAAAGACCCUAUGAAUGUAAUGACUGUGGGAAGGCAUUCUUUUCAAGAAGUGACUGUACCCAGCACCAGAAAACUCAUACAGGAAUAAAACCACAUAAAUGUAGCUUAUGUGGGAAAGCGUUCCUUCGCAAGUCCCAUCUUACCAAGCACAGUCAUAUUCAUACUGGAGAAAAGCCAUAUGAAUGCACAGAAUGUGGGAAGAUCUUCCGCCAGAAGUCACAUCUUAGACAGCACUUCAACAUUCAUACUGGGGCGAAACCAUUUAAGUGCAGUGAUUGUGGAAAGACAUUCCGAUCAAACUCUAGUCUUACUCUGCACCGGAGAACUCAUACUGGAGUAAGAAACUCUUAUCAGUGCAGUGUGUGUGGGAAAACAUUGUCUCAGAAGUGUGGUCUUACUAAGCACAGUCGUAUUCAUACUGGAGAGAAACCAUAUGACUGCAGUGUAUGUGGAAAGGCAUUCACUCAGAAGUCUGGUCUUAUAAAACAUAGUAGUGUUCAUACUGGAGAAAAACCUUUUAAAUGUAGUCAUUGUGGGAAAGACUUUCCCCGCAGUGCAGCACUGGCUCGACAUCAGAGAACUCACACUGGAGAGAAACCCUAUGAAUGUAAUGAAUGUGGAAAGGCCUUCACCCAGAAUUCAAAUCUUUCAGUGCAUAAGAGAAUACAUACCAGAGAGAAACCCUAUGAAUGUAAUGAAUGUGGAAAGGCCUUCACCCAGUUUUCAAAUCUUUCAAUGCAUAAGAGAAUACAUACCAGAGAGAAAUCUUAGGAAUGUGAUUAAUGCAGGAAGGCUUCCCCCAGAUCAGAGCACAUAUUCAACAUUAUAGAACUUGUGAUGGAGAGAAACCUUAUUAAUUUAAUCAUUGCAGAAGAAUACUCUGAUGGGCUGAUCUGGAUUAGAAUGUAAGAGGGCAGUAUUUUAGCUGUAUGCCCAAUUCAUUGGUUUCCUCUUUUUCUAUUUUAUUUAUGUAAGCAUUUAGAGAUGUAAAACUUCCCCUAAGAGCUGUUUUCCCUGCAUCCUAUAAGAUUUGGUAUGUUGUCUCAUUAUUGUCAUUCUCUUGAAUGAAAUUAUUGAUUUUUUCUAUGA
Phascolarctos cinereus (koala) is the source of this 2349-nucleotide messenger RNA. The record is from RefSeq and is a predicted model, not a curated record. NCBI's taxonomy places the organism in Eukaryota, Metazoa, Chordata, Mammalia, Diprotodontia, Phascolarctidae.